Messenger RNA from Paramecium sonneborni, 366 nucleotides. Lineage: Eukaryota; Ciliophora; Oligohymenophorea; Peniculida; Parameciidae. The record is from the annotation of a GenBank genome assembly.
AUUAAUAUGAAAAAUUCAACUAUUCAAUUCAACAAGAAAACUAAAAAUAUGGUAAAGUCUGUUAAUUUAUCUCUUGAUAAACUUUCAAAUAAUCACAAAUACCUAAAACCUUAGAAAUCUAAAGAUGAAUAUUAUCUGUAAAUUUCUCCUCAUUUUCAAACUCAAACUCUCACAUUUACUAAUUAAAUCAAAAAACUGAAGUGUAUUGAGCAUGAGGACGUAGACACAGAAGAGUCAGUUAAAUCAAGUAAUUCAUUAAAAACUGACAAAAACAAUUUCCCCUUAUAAAAACUUCAUUUAGGAUAACCAAAAAGUUAAUUUUUUAAUGAUAUUAAAUGUUCAAGAAGACUUAAGACUGAAUAAUGA